GGGUGUCAGGAAGGGAAAGGACAGUGGCAGCCAUGUGUACUGUCAGCAGCCGCCAGACUUGGGCAGCUCAUAUUUUGCAGCAGGUGACAAGCUGUCGACACAGCGGUCCUUUACCUCACUGUUAGAAGCUCAUUUCAUUGAUUUUCCCAUCUUUCUUCUCGGGCUCCUCACACUCAGCUUCAGGCAUCCCACCACCCAGUUUCCCAGGGUCCCUGUGCUCCCUGGGAAAGCUUCAGUGAAUUAAAGUGCCUAACUGCCUACCUGUCCCUUUCCCAUCCAGCCCGGGCUGGAAAAGCAGGGGUGAAAGAUUUGGAGAUGAUGUCCAAAUGGUAGACCUACUCCCUUGUGAAGUUUUACUAGGAAAGGCUUUUUUUUUUUUUUUUUUCCUUUUGAGACGAGGUUCUGCUAUAUAGUUGUAAGUAGCCUGGAAUUUGUUACAAAGACCAGGCUGGCCUUCACUGACAGUGAUCCUCCUCCCUCUGCCUCCUGAGUGCUGAGAAGCCAUUCUUUUUAGUUUUGGUUAUCUUUUUUUAAUUUUAUUUUUUUGUGUGUGCCGGGGAGGGGGUAUUGGGGGUAGGAAAGACUGUCUCAUGUAGCUCAGGCUUCAAACUCAUUGCAUGCUGGCCUUGAACUCCUGAUCCUUCCUUGCCUCACCCUCCCAAAUCCUGGGAUUGCAGUCAUACAGCAUUAUGUCUGUUUCCUUUUCCAUUUCCUACCAAGGCAGCUCAUCACUCCUCAACUUUUUUUUUUCUUCCAAAAGUCAAAUGAGAGAACUGGGGUUUCCGCCUGUGUUUGGGAAGGAAUAUGUGGUUAUUUUAGAGCCUUGGAACUCACAGCAGAAUGAUGUGUACAUGGGGACAUUUACAAUUAGGAAACCAUAAUUACCCAGGGUGUGUGAGAACCCAGUGAGAAGAGGAUGUAUGUUUAUAGGGUCUGUGGCAUGCUGAAAUGCCAAGCUGCUGGGGCAGGAGGGGUGUAGACUGCAGCCUCCAGUCACAGCUAACUACCCUCACCCUCUCCCUUUGGGACUGGGUUUUUAGCUAAAGGUCAGAGUCAGUUGCCAGUCAUUUGGCUUCUUAAUGAAGGAAGGUGGAGGACUGGAUUCUUUUUUUCCCCUGGAGGAAAAAAAAUGGAGUAAAUUCCUUGCCAUACUCAAAAAAUUCAUUCCUUGUUUUAUUGGCUCUCCAAGCAUCUCCGCCAAUCCUCUAGCUCCAGUCUCCUCUCCCUACCCCUGGGGCUCUUCCCUCCUCUGUAGCUACCUUCAUCCCAUGUUAUGAAAACUGGCCUUUGCUGGCCACAGGUACCCUUUUUCCAUCUCUGGCUUCUUCAGACUCUGGUCUGAAGACUUCUUCAGAUUCUAAAAACCCAGAGAUACAUCCUGGUGCCUUAGAGACAGAAGUGCCCUGGAGAUUGAGAGAGAAAAGAGCAGGGAUGGUGGCGAAGGUGCAUCUGGCAUCUUAGAAUUUCAGGGUGGAAGCAGGACUCAGAGUUCAAGGUCAUCUUCAGCUACUGGGGACUUUGAGGCCAGCCUGAGAGCCUUCCUUUAUAUGAUAGAGAUGGAGGAAGUGGCUUAGAGAUGAGAGAGAUCUCAUUUAAGUGAAAAAGGAGGGAGAGUUGUGUGGCCAAAGAAAGAACUUCCAAGAAGGCAGGUAGUCUGAACUCUUCCCUACCCCUCUUGUCCAGGAAAGACAGCCCAAGAUGAGGGAGAGUAGGUGGUCAUGUGUGAAAACAUCAAGGCCUUAACUCAGCUCUGGGUCAGUCCUGAGUUCAAGCCGUGCUGGUUAUAACCCUUAUGGGAGGAACUGAAGUGGCAAAUUAACUAGUAUAAUGAAGUCACUGCUUUUUGUUUAUCUUUACUGGUUUCCCCAGGAGGUUUGUCCUCUGGCCAGCAGGGCAUCGUGGGGGAGGGGAAGGACAGCAGAGGUGAAGGGCAGGGGGAGGGUGCCAAAGAGGACAGAAAGAAGGAAAUGUGGAAGACAGGACAGAGGCCAUGUGGAGGGUGAUGAAUGUUAAGCAACCCAGAGAUGGAGGGAGGCAAGAAGACAGAAGAGAAACAUAAGAAAAAAGGAGAGAGGAGAGGGAUGGACACAGAAAAGAACAAUGGGGACCAGGAGUGAGAAGGCCAGAAGGAAGACAAGGGAAAAAGAGGGAAACAAGAGGGGUGAAAUGGAAUGGCGAGCAGUAGGGAAGAACAUGGCCCAAGCUGUGAGAGCUGCAGCUGGUGGGGCCUGUGGGCGGGGCCUCAUCUCCAUCUCUAAUGGCUGUGAAAUGAGGUUAGCUCCAUUAGAAGCAGCAAGAGUGUAACGAGAUCACACUCAUUAGGGCUGGGCCAUCCUAGUAAUUACCACCACCCCAAACACUCUGCCAGCCGCCAGCCGGCCACCAAGCGCUUGCCUGCACACACACAGCAGCAAGCCACAUGGUGUAGAAGGGAAGCUCCAGCCUAGGUGUAACCUCAGGACUUUGGGGCAUGCCUGCCUGAGGUGAGCAAAUUGACCAGCCCCCAAAGAGGUGCCCAAAGACCAAUCCAUUUCCAGUAUCCCCUCUUCAGGAAAUAAGGCAUUCGAAUAGGAAGUGGUCGUUAUUUUAUUGAUUGAUCAUAUCCAAAGUGUUAGCCUGAAAAUGGGGAAGGGGGAUAAAACUCCGUGACACCCCACUUCCCAUUCUUUGCAACACAUGAAAAGGGUUGAGCAGAGGCUUUGUGACACACAGCAGAAGCCGACCUCAGCUCUGACUACAGAAGCAGUGAAGUUUUAGUUUUCUUUUGCCACUCCUGCACCUCCAGCUCCAAGUCUGUUGUUGAUUUGUUUGUUAAGUAACAUCAGACUGCUUGAUGGAGUUCAUGUGCUAAUAUGGAAUACAUGCAGACUGUUAACUUUUUUAAAAAGUAUUUUUUUAUUGUGUAUGUAUGGAGAUCAGAGUUCAACUUUGUGGAGUUGGGUCUGUCGUUCCAUCUUUAUGCAGGUAGGUUCUUAGGAUCAAACUCAGGCCUUGCAGCCGGUACCAUAAGCACCUUACCUGCUGAGCCAUCUCUCCAUCUCUGAACUCUUAAGAGAUAUAAACAGACACACAUAUCACCAUGUGUGUCAAAUAACCCCACCCAGCCUUCAGCUCCUCUGGACAGACAGACACACAUAUCACCAUUCAGAUAACCCCACCUAGCCUUCAGCUCCUCUGGACAGACAGAAUGACCACUUUGUACCUUUGAGCUCAAAGAGAACAGCAAAUACACAAAGGCAGCAUCGCACCUCAGAAAGGCCUCUUCAGACUGCACGAGAGCCAAGAGCAGAGGCCCUGUGGCAGGGCACCCAAGUUCCAAGCUUACUGUUCAUUAUUAUCAUCAUCAUCAUCAUCGAAACUGGCCCUCACUAUAGAACUCUGCCUGGCUUCAGACUCACAGUGAUACACCUGCGUCUGCUUCCUAGUGCUAGGGUUAAAGGUGUGUGUAACCAUGACGGCUACUCCCUUUAAUAUAUAUAUACACAUACGCACAUAUAUAUGUAUACAUUACAUUUUGUCAUGUGUGGGUGUAUGAGCACAUGUGCAUGUGCGCAUGAACACACACACAUGUACAGAAAUCAUCUGUUCUCUCUUUUCACCAUGUGGGGCCCAAAAAAUCAAACUUAGGCUUGACAGCAAGUACCAUUAUCCACUGAGCCAUCUUGCUGGCCUGCGAUUCUGCUUUCUAAACUCAUCUCGUUUCGUCUCCGUGAGUAAAAUGGGAUGUAGCUGUCUGCACAGAGGGUGAGUGUUGUGAUACUUGCCAGGGCCUCCACACAGUGCCUGCCACGCUGCAAACAUGUAAAGGUGCUGUCUGACUAGGAAUCCAUCUCAGUGGGGGUGUGCUUUUCUGGCAGAGACCAGGCCCUGUGUUAAAGAUGUCAGCUACUGUAAUUGCUACAGCUGAGGAGCUCUUAUCCUCAGUGCAAGAGGCAGAGACAGGCAGGGCACACAGGAGAUAACUUGGAGACCCAAAGUCUAAACCUGAAAAUCAUGUUUCCUAUAUGUCUUUUAAACAUAUUGUGUUACUAGGGAAUUGGAGUUCCCUUUUAUGGGUUCUUGGUGUCAUUGAUAGAAGAAUUUAAAAACAAAGCUUGGUGUGUUGGUACAUUCCUUUUAAUCCCAGCCCUCAGGAGACAGAGGUUGAAGCAGAUUGGAUCUCCAUGAGUUCAAGCCCAGCCUGGUCAUAUGGAGUUCCAGGUCAACCAAAACUACAAAGUAAGAUUCUGUCUUUGGAAGAAAAAAAAAAAAAAAAUUAAUGGCCUUUAAAAGGAAGCCUGAGGACCAUUUCAUUAAAAUGCAGGAGAAAAAUGACAAAACAGGAAAGUUGAAAAUGUGGGUAGCUUUAAGAGAAAGGAGAUGGGAAAGAAGAGAAAAUCGUUCCUUUUGAGUUACGUAGAUCAGCUACAGGUCUGCAAAUAACUGUGGAUGUUAGAGGACUUCAGAGAAACAGGGAAAGCUGGGAGAGUUAGUGCGAGCAUGCUUAGUAUCUUGGCAGGUGUCCAAAGAAGAGAUAGGAAGGAGAAAAGGCAAAGUUAGACUUUCGAGCCAGAACUCAGGAAUGCAGUCACGCUUAGCAGUGGACAUCUGCAAGCAACUGCCUGAAGGAGGGCCUCGGAGACGCACGUUAUCCCACAGAAGGGACAUCUGCAAGCAACUGCCUGAAGGAGGGCCUCGGAGACGUACGUUAUCCCACGGAAGGGAUAAUUAUUGCUCCCAUUUCCUUAGCUUCAGGGUACUGGCUGUCACGCUGAAAUGAACCCUCAGCAGCCCUCCGUCUACCAUGGCUACCCUUAACUCAGCCUCUUCCUCCAGUACUGUUCCUUCCCCUGGGCACGAUGUUCCAUCCCCACCUCCAGAGACCUCCUCCUCCUCCUCCGGCACCUCUGGUCCUGUCACCAAAGAUCCCCCUGAUGCCCCCUCCACCUCUGAAAGCAUAAGGUCCUCAGGGCCAGGCGGGGAGCUUCCAGAGUCAGGCUUUGGCCUUGUUCCACCAAAGGAGACUGGAGAGCCCCAAGAAGAGCCUGGUUGUGGGCACAUCCCACCAAAGGACCUUGGGGUGGAAAAGGAGGAGGAAGAGGAAGAAGGAACCCUUCCUGUGGACCUGAGCAACCACUUACUCUUUACAGCUGGAGGUAAGGCCUACCUGCUGGCCAAGCCAUCCCUGCCAGGGGGCAGUGAACUCUCGUUACCAAAGGGCUUUCCCUGGGAUGAGGCAAGUGUCAAGGAAGAGCCCAGCCCGCCCCUCCUUGCCCACUUCCCCUCACACCUUACCACCCUUCACAUCCAACAUGGCUUUGACCCAAUCCAAGGCUUUAGCUCUUCUGACCAAAUUUUGUCCCGUGAUACCUCAGCGCCAUCUCUGGCCGCCUGUGAGGGAAGGGAUGGAUCCUUCUGGAGCUACCAGCUGGUUCCAAACCCAACCGAAGAUCCCAAAGAUGGCUCCGUGGGGAGCCGAUGGGGAGACCACAGGGCACUGUUCUGGAUCUGCCUUCCAUGCCGCCUGGGUUUCGGCAGGCCACAGGACUUUAUUAGGCACACACGUUCUCACGGAGUGAAGCUUACCCCUGCCCACCACCAAGGCCUGCGGGGCAGACCAGCCAUACUUCAGGAGGGUGAUGACAGCAGCAUGGCCGCCCUAAGCUUUCUGGAACCAAAACCUCUUACUUGCCCUUCUGAAGUGUCUGACAACAGCACAGUGACCAUGGAGACAAACAGAGCCCAGACUGAGGACGGCCCCCCAGAAGCAGAGGUCCAGGCCCUUGUUCUCCCCUCUGAAGAGGUCAUGGCCCUCAGCCCACCAUCCCCACCCACAGCCCUAGCCACCUGGGACCCCAGCCCAACCCAAGCCAAAGAAUCGCCGGUAUCAAGAGGCGAGGCGGGGCCAGACUGGUUCCCUGAGGGCCAAGAAGAAGAUGGAGGGCUCUGCCUCCCACUCAACCAAAGCUCACCCGCCUCUAGGGAGGUGGCCGUGCUCCCAGCUCCAGCAGGCUCUCCUGAAGACCCCAGUGACCCACCUCCGUCCUGUCGCCUGGUCGAUGACUACACUCCAGCCCCCGCGGCCUUCCAGGGCCUCAGCCUGUCCAGCCACAUGUCCCUGCUACACUCUCGCAACUCCUGCAAGACCCUCAAGUGUCCCAAGUGCAACUGGCACUAUAAGUACCAGCAGACCCUGGAUGUGCACAUGCGCGAGAAGCACCCUGAGAGCAACAGCCACUGCAGCUACUGUAGCGCCGGCGGUGCCCACCCCCGCCUCGCUCGCGGAGAGAGCUACAACUGCGGCUACAAGCCCUACCGCUGUGACGUCUGCAACUACUCCACGACCACCAAAGGCAACCUCAGCAUCCACAUGCAGUCUGACAAGCACCUGGCCAACCUGCAGGGCUUCCAGGCCGGGCCCGGGGGGCAGGGAAGUCCUCCGGAGGCAUCCCUCCCACCCCCCUCCGGAGGCGAUAAAGAGCCCAAGACCAAAUCAUCCUGGCAGUGCAAGGUGUGUAGCUACGAGACCAACAUCUCCCGGAACCUGCGCAUCCACAUGACCUCCGAGAAACACAUGCAGAACGUGCUGUUGCUGCACCAGGGGCUGCCGCUCGGCCUGCCCCCAGGGCUGGUGGGGCCCGGACCUCCUCCCCCACCGGGGGCUGCCCCCACCAACCCUCCCGAACUCUUCCAGUACUUUGGGCCCCAGACCCUGGGACAGCCUCAGACACCCAUGCCUGGGCCUGGGCUGAGGCCAGACAAGCCCCUUGAAGCCCAGCUGCUUCUCAAUGGUUUCCACCACCUCGGAGCACCCGCCCGCAAGUUCCCCCCCACUGCCCCUGGCAGCCUCUCGCCUGAGACCCACCUGCCCCCGAGUCAGCUCUUGGGCUCCUCCGACGGCCUGCCCGCCUCCCCAGCCCCAGAUGACAGCCCGCCCCCGAAGGUGUUCCGAUGCCUGGUAUGCCAAGCUUUCAGCACAGACAGCCUGGAGCUGCUGCUCUACCACUGCAGCAUCGGCCGCAGCCUCCCGGAAGCCGAGUGGAAGGAGGUAGCUGGCGACACCCACCGCUGCAAGCUCUGCUGCUAUGGUACCCAGCUCAAGGCCAACUUCCAGCUCCACCUGAAGACUGAUAAACAUACUCAGAAGUACCAGCUGGCGGCCCACCUCAGGGAGGGGGGCGGAGCCAUGGGUGCCCCUUCCCCACUGUCCCUAGGGGAUGGGGCGUCUUAUGGUUCUGUCUCCCCCCUUCACCUGCGCUGCAACAUCUGUGACUUUGAGUCCAACAGCAAGGAGAAGAUGCAGCUGCACACCCGCGGGUCAGCCCAUGAGGAAAACAGCCAGAUCUAUAAGUUCCUGCUGGAAAUGGAGGGAGCAGAGGCAGGGCCAGAGCCGGGCCUUUACCGAUGCCUCUUGUGUGCCUGGGACACACCCUCCCGCUUAGCCGUGCUGCAGCACCUACGUACACCUGCCCACCGAGACGCCCAGGCGCAGAGGCGUCUGCAACUGCUACAGAACGGCCCAACAGCCGAAGAAGGACUCUCCGCUCUUCAGAGCAUCCUGAGCUUCAGCCAUGGGCGGCUCCGAACUCCUGGGAAGGCUCCUGACACCCCCUUAGCUCAGCCACCCACCUCUGAGAAAGAUGGCCAGAACAAGACAGAACAACUGGCUUCUGAAGGGACAGAGGACAGAGCUGGCCCUCCCAGAGACAGUGUGAACCAGAUCAUGGUCAGAACUGGAGAAACUGGGAUGAUGAAGGUAUACUGCUGUCCAUACUGCAGCUUCCUGAGCCCAGAGUCUGACCAGGUGAGGGUUCAUACACUCUCCCAGCAUGCCGUGCAGCCCAAAUACAGGUGCCCACUAUGCCAGGAGCAGCUGGUGGGCCGGCCUGCCCUACACUUCCACCUCAGCCACCUGCACAACGUGGUCCCCGAGUGCGUGGAGAAGCUGCUGCUCGUGGCCACAACUGUAGAGAUGACCUUUGCAACCAAAAUGCUGCCUGGACCCACACUCAGCCCUGUGGAGGAUGGCCUAGAGCGCCCCAUUCCUGGACCAGAACCUACUCCCAGCAGGGACCAGUUAGCAGAAAGCACUAACCUGACCACAGAAGCCAGCCCAGAUCCUCCAUCUGAGCCUCCCCUGGCACCAGCUGAGGGCCCAGAGAAGCCCUCAGGAAGCCCUGAUCAGCCCUCUUCUCCAGCCCCAUCUCCAGUACCUCGGCUCGAUGCCCAAGUUGAAGAACUGGCUCCUCUACCCGCCAUGGCUGAGGAGGAAGAGGGAGCCAUGGGGGAGCCCCGCUCCGCAGAGCCAUCCCCAGCUGACCCUCGCCACCCUGUAACCUAUCGGAAGACCACCAACUUCGCCCUGGACAAAUUCCUUGACCCUGCUCGGCCCUAUAAGUGUACCGUGUGUAAGGAGUCCUUCACCCAGAAGAAUAUCCUCUUGGUUCAUUAUAACUCUGUCUCCCACCUUCAUAAGAUGAAGAAGGCUGCUGUGGACCCGUCUUGCCCUGCCCGGGGAGAGGCUGGCAUCCCACCACCCACCACGACUGCUUCAGACAAGCCCUUCAAGUGCACGGUCUGCCGAGUGUCUUACAACCAGAGCUCCACCCUGGAGAUUCACAUGCGAUCAGUUCUGCACCAGACUCGCUCCAGGGGGGCCAAGGCUGAUGCCAAGGCUGAAGGACCAGAGCGAAGCCAAGAAGAGCUCAAGGAAGGAGAGACUGAGGGCGAGGUGGGCACCGAGAAGAAAGGCCCUGACCCCAGUGGCUUCAUGUCUGGACUGCCUUUCUUGUCCCCACCACCCCCUCCCUUGGACCUACACCGAUUCCCAGCCCCUCUCUUCACCCCGCCAGUCCUGCCCCCCUUCCCCCUGGUUCCAGAGUCACUGCUUAAGCUCCAGCAACAGCAGCUGCUUCUGCCCUUCUACCUCCAUGACCUCAAGGUGGGGCCCAAGCUGGCACUGGCUAGCCCUACACCCAUGCUGUCCCUGCCAGCUGCCACCCCACCUCCUCUUCCCGCACCCCACAAAGCUGAGCUGGCUGAGCAGGAAUGGGAACGGCCCCUCAUAGCUGAAGACGGGAACGAAACAGGGCCCUCUUCACCGCCCCACACAUCGCCUAAUGAAGCUGCCCGCACAGCAGCCAAGGCCCUUCUAGAAAAUUUUGGCUUUGAGUUAGUAAUUCAGUACAAUGAAGGGAAGCAGGCAGUGCCCCCUCCCCCGACGCCUCCCCCCCCAGAGUCUCUGGGGGGCGGAGACAAGCUGGCCUGUGGGGCCUGUGGGAAACUCUUCUCCAAUAUGCUUAUCCUCAAGACGCACGAGGAACAUGUUCACCGCCGCUUUCUGCCCUUUGAGGCUCUGAGCCGGUAUGCUGCUCAGUUCCGCAAGAGCUACGACAGCCUGUACCCGCCCCCCGUAGAGCCCCCCAAACCUCCAGAAGGGUCCCUGGAGUCACCUCCCCAGCUAGGCCCCCCAUUCGUGGUUCCAGAGCCUGAAGUAGGGGGGAUCCACACUUCUGAGGAGCGAAGCCUGGCAGGAGGACACUGGCCCCCAGAGGAAGAAGAUGCCUCUAGAGGGAGUCUUCCUCCCACAGUGCCCGCUGGCCGCCGGUUCUCUAGAACCAAGUUCACAGAGUUCCAGACCCAGGCUCUGCAGUCCUUCUUCGAGACCAGUGCCUACCCCAAGGACGGAGAGGUGGAGCGGCUCGCCAGUCUCCUGGGUCUCGCUAGCCGUGUGGUGGUAGUGUGGUUCCAGAAUGCCCGCCAGAAAGCCCGCAAAAAUGCCUGCGAGGGUGGGCCUGUGGCAGCCGGCGGAGCCACUGCGGGCGCCUCCGGCUGCAGGCGCUGCCACGCCACCUUCGCCUGUGUUUUUGAGUUAGUGCGGCACCUCAAGAAAUGCUAUGAUGACCAGCCUCCUGAGGAGGAGGAGGAGCCAGAGAGGGGGGAAGAGGAAGAAGAGGCGGAAGAAGAAGAGGUGGACGAACGGAACCUGGAACCUCCAGUGAGACAUGGUGGCCCGUCACCGGAACACGCAGAUGUGGAAGACCUGAGCCAAGCGGAACCAGCAAGGCCGGAAGGCAAAGAGCCUGAAGGGAAGGCACCUCCCUCCCCUCCAGCCCACACCUGUGACCAGUGCGCCAUUUCUUUCCCCAGCCAGGACCUCCUGACCGCUCACCACCGGCUCCAUUUCCUACCGUCCGCGCAGCCCAGCGCUCCUGCACAGCUCCUGGAUCUGCCUUUGCUGGUGUUUGGGGAGCGAAACCCUGUAGCAUCCAGCACCUCGUCAGUGACAGGGACACCCCUCAAGCGGAAGCACGACGAUGGCAGUCUGUCUCCCACAGGCAGUGAAGCAGGUGCUGGUGGGGAGGGUGAACCUCCGAAAGACAAGCGCCUGCGCACUACCAUCCUGCCCGAGCAGCUGGAGAUCCUGUACCGUUGGUACAUGCAGGACUCCAACCCCACACGGAAGAUGCUCGACCGCAUCUCUGAGGAAGUGGGGCUCAAAAAGCGAGUGGUGCAGGUCUGGUUCCAGAAUACCAGAGCCCGGGAGAGAAAAGGUCAGUUUCGAAGCACCCCCGGGGGAGUCGCUGGGCCACCAGUCAAACCCACUGUGACACCCAGCCCAGCACCCUUCCCCAAAUUCAACCUCCUGCUGAGCAAGAUAGAAGACGAGACCGGGAAGGAAGCCCCAAAGAGAGAAGCGGCUGCUUUCCCCCAUCCCACAGUCACCCCUGCCUCCGGGCCUCUAUCGUUCCUACCACCUGGGAAAGAGGCCACUGCACCCACGCCGGAGCCGCCUCCACCCCUCCCUCCGCCUGCACUCAGCGAGGAUGAGGGCCCAGAAGAACCAUCUAAGGCAUCUCCGGAAAGUGAGGCUUGCAGUCCGUCUGCAGGAGACCUAAGUGAUUCAUCUGCCUCCAGCCUGGCCGAACCAGAGUCCCCUGGGGCUGGAGGGACCAGUGGGGGACCAGGAGGUGGGACUGGAGUCCCAGAUGGAAUGGGGCAGCGGCGGUAUAGGACCCAGAUGAGCAGCCUGCAGCUGAAGAUCAUGAAGGCCUGCUAUGAGGCCUACCGCACCCCUACUAUGCAGGAGUGUGAGGUGCUAGGGGAGGAAAUCGGGCUGCCCAAGAGAGUCAUUCAGGUCUGGUUCCAAAAUGCUCGUGCCAAGGAAAAGAAAGCCAAACUGCAGGGGACAGCACUCGCAGGGAGUGGGAGCAGCAAUGAGGGCACCUUGGCAGCCCAGCGCACCGACUGUCCAUACUGUGAUGUCAAGUAUGACUUCUAUGUCUCUUGUCGAGGCCACCUCUUCUCUCGCCAGCACCUGGCCAAGCUCAAGGAGGCAGUGCGAGCCCAGCUGAAGAGUGAAAGCAAAUGCUAUGACCUGGCUCCAGCACCUGAAGCCCCACUGGCCCCCAAAGGGCCCCCUGCCACCACACCUGCCUCUGUGCCCUUGGGGGCUUCCCCGACCCUGCCUCGUCUGGCUCCAGUCCUCUUGCCUGGCCCAACUCUGGCCCAGCCACCACUUGGAAGCAUAGCUUCUUUCAAUUCAGGCCCUGCAGCCUCCUCAGGCCUUCUUGGCCUUGCCACUUCGGUCCUGCCUGCUACCACAGUGGUCCAGACUGCUGGUCCAGGCCGCCCCUUACCUCAGAGACCUGUGUCCAACCAAACCAACAGCUCUACUGACCCUUCCCCUGGCCCAGCUACUGAGCCCUCAGGAGACAAAGUCUCUGGUGAGCGAAAGCCAGUUGCAACCCUUACCAACUCCUCCACUGAUGCCCUCAAGAACCUGAAAGCAUUGAAAGCCACUGUCCCAGCCCUGUUGGGGGGCCAAUUCCUGCCAUUCCCAUUGCCCCCUGCGGGCGGGGCAGCACCACCAGCUGUCUUUGGCCCUCAGUUACAGGGGGCAUACUUCCAACAGCUUUACGGCAUGAAGAAGGGGCUAUUUCCCAUGAACCCGGUGAUACCUCAGACCCUCAUUGGGCUGCUCCCCAAUGCCCUCCUCCAGCAACCAUCCCAAGUCCCUGAGCCUACGGCCACAGCCCCUCCAAAGCCUCCUGAGCUGCAGGCUCUGGGGGAAGCGGAAGGUAGCGAAGCCGAUGAGCUGCUGACAGGCAGCGCUGGCAUCUCCACCGUGGAUGUUACUCACCGCUACUUGUGCCGCCAGUGCAAGAUGGCAUUUGACGGCGAGGCCCCAGCCACUGCCCACCAGAGAUCUUUUUGCUUCUUUGGGCGGGGUUCUGGAGCCUCCAUGCCCGCCCCAUUGCGGGUGCCUAUCUGCACCUACCACUGCCUGGCCUGUGAGGUGCUGCUGAGUGGGCGUGAAGCCCUCGCCUCCCAUCUGCGCUCCUCAGCCCACAGGCGCAAGGCAGCCCCGCCCCCAGGUGGCCCCCCCAUCACCGUUACCAACAGCGCCACUGCUGUCCCGGCUGCUGUGGCUUUUGCCAAAGAGGAAGCAAGAUUACCUCACACGGACCCCAACCCAAAAACUACUACUACCUCUACACUUCUAGCUUUAUAAACAGAUAAACCAAGAUGGGGGCAAGAGAGGGCCUCAGGGUUCCCUCACACCCCAAGGGGUGUUCGGUGGAAACUCAAAUCCCUCACCCCAACCUUCAGCUCUGCCCACCUCAUGGGAGUCUGUCAAUUCCCAUCCUCAGUGGGCUUCACACACCCCACCUCCAGCAGAGUCCUGCCUCCUCCCCAUCCCACAGACACUCUGACCCUCACUCGGCCCCUCGCAGACACACCCCACAUUGGCAUACAUGUCUGCUUCUUUCCCUCUCUUCCCCCAUUGAAUUCCCAGCCCUCUCCCCCUGUAAACACAUACCUUUUUCAUACUAUUAUACUGACUGAGAAAACGCCAAAAGAAAGAAAAGAAGAAAAGAAAAACCCAAGAUAAAAAGGGGGGCUGGAAAGUCAACUUAGCUACCACCCCCCCCUUUCUCUCUGCCCCUUGUCCAGAGCACAGACCGCUCACAAACUCCAAAAACCCACUUGGUUCCUAAGGUUGGAGCCUGGGAUGGGCAGGGAGCCCAUAAAAGUAACCAAACUGGAGGCUGUCCGGGGGAGAAGCGCUCCUGUUCACUCCCCCCACUCCUCUCCCUCCUACCCCUUUCCUCACCUGGUAGGGCCCUUGCAGCCUGGACUCCUGGGAAGCCGCUGCCAGGAAGCCCUCUACCAACCCUCACCCCUUACCCUGGAAACUGCAGUAACUUUUUCUCAAAGGCUUUAAACACAGAGGUCCUCUCACAGCUGCGGGCCUGCCCCUUGCCCUAGCCCUGCCAAGGGCAGCCCAGCCUCCAGGAAUCCACAUUGCCCGCCAAUGGCAAAUCCAAAGUAAUUUUAAAAAAAAAAACAAAAAACAAAAAAAAACUGAAACACACCAAAUAAACAAGAGCAAGAGAGUGUGCACAUACAUGAAAGAGAGGUGGAGACCAGAGGAAUGAAGAAAAACAUAAACUUUGAACAUAGAGAGAAAAGAAAACUCCUAUCAAACAAGUGGGGUUUUUGUUUUGUUUUACCAUUUGUGCCCCUUUUCCCCAUCUGAGAGUUUCUUGCAAUCUGAGCUCUGAUGCCUCAAAGUCCCUAUUAGGUGCUGGUGAUCUGCAGGCCUGGAGGCAAUCCUGCCUUCCCUUGCUGUGCCAGUCUCAGGCACAACUAGUAAUACGGAGAUGACCCCUCGUUCGCAGCUGCCAGAAAGCCCAGUGUCGUGAGAGUCUCGGCCAUCCCAGGAAGAGGGGCAAUGUUGGGGGCAGCUCUGGUUUCUGGAAUCGAGACGUGGAGACCUUUUGCCUGGCCCCAUCCUUCUCAUUUACAUUUUCCUCCCCAGGGCUCCUGUCAUGUUACUGAUUACGACCGCCUUUGCCUUUGCAGUGUUCCCUGCUUCCCAUCUGCCUUUCCUCUUAGCCUUCUGCCCUUGACCCUGCUCCCCCCAGCUCAGCCCCUCCAUUAAUCAGCAGCUCCUGGAGGUGUUGCCCAAAGUCCACACCUGUCUGGUAAGGCAUAAGGGCCUAGUGAGGUGUGUAGGAAUGGAAUAGCUGAAGCACAACCUACUCUCUAGGGGAUGCAACGAAAGAGUAGUGUCCCAAGGGAAGGUCUCCCCCAUCCAGUCUCACUUCCUGUGUAACCACCAGUGGGUCAUUUUGGCAGUCCCCAAAUCUAGCCAGAGUGGCACAGAAUAGAUUUAAUAGAUGUUUUAUUUUAGCAAAGAAAGGCCUGUAGAGUUUCCUACAUCCUUCAGAUAUUUCAUCUCACCCCUUAACUCUGAGCAGCCAGGCUUCCUAAGUUAGUUACCCACUUAAUACACAUCAGCCUGCCCUAGGACUUAGCUUUUGCAAGACCCCCAGCCACAAGUCAACACUAAAGCAAUGGUUAUGUGCAGAAAGGGAGAGGGUCAGCUUUAAUCCUGAGUUCCCACAUAUUCUGAAUCUUAAACUCCUGUACCAUUCACUUUGAUAAUUAAGAAACUCCUAACUCCAGCCAGUUGAGGAUAGGAUGAAACCAGUCCUGUUGAUACCAAAAAUGCCAGUUACAGAUGUCAGCAACUGGAGAAAAGCUAGCCCGUGGUGGUCUGGUCCCUGCCUCUCCGCACCUCUCUCACAGCCACACACACCCCCAACCUUUUCUCUCAAUUGUUAAAUUCUAUGUAUAAAAGUAUUUUCUUAGCAGCAUGUGUAUGAGGAAAAGGUAUUUUUUUUUGUUUUUUGGGUUUUUUUUUUGGUUUUGUUUUGUUUUAUUUUUUUCACUCUGCUUUCUGGGAAUGUGACUUGUGUAUAAAAGAUAAAAAAGAAAAGAAAAAAAGAAAAGAAAAGGAACUUUAAAAGAAAAAUCUUGGUAAACAUCUGCCUUGGGAUAA
Molecule: messenger RNA, 14830 nt
Organism: Meriones unguiculatus (Mongolian gerbil)
Lineage: Eukaryota; Metazoa; Chordata; Mammalia; Rodentia; Muridae
Gene: Zfhx2
Product: zinc finger homeobox 2
Exons: 10
Coding region: 4784-12493 (2569 amino acids)
Biological process (GO): brain development; regulation of neuron differentiation; regulation of transcription by RNA polymerase II
Cellular component (GO): nucleus
Molecular function (GO): RNA polymerase II cis-regulatory region sequence-specific DNA binding; zinc ion binding; DNA-binding transcription factor activity, RNA polymerase II-specific
Source: RefSeq, a predicted model, not a curated record